Molecule: messenger RNA, 971 nt
Organism: Planococcus citri (citrus mealybug)
Lineage: Eukaryota; Metazoa; Arthropoda; Insecta; Hemiptera; Pseudococcidae
Exons: 8
Coding region: 206-604 (132 amino acids)
Source: RefSeq, a predicted model, not a curated record
UCCAACGUUAACCUUGUUUUUCAGAUUAUUUUUCUAGAACGAUUUCGACGCAAAACUGAAAUCGCAGAAUCAGUAUACACGUAGGUACGACGGUACGUGCAACAUACCAUACGAAUCAGAAGCAUCAUCCUACAUAUUCGAAUCGAAAUAUACAUACCUACAUAUAUUUUUUUCUCGAUUAAACGAUCUGAAAUAUCUUUGUGAAAUGCCUGCCACCAAGGCACGAUUGUUCAUUUUGGUCGUUUUGUUACAAUUUGGUGUUAAACACAUUGAUGGGGGAAGUAGCGAAGAUGAUGAUUCCAAUGACAGCGCUGCGAGCACUACUAGCAGCACAGCUCAUUUCGUCCAAUCCCCAGUACAUCAUUUUGGAUAUCAAGACAUUCGAACUAGAGCAGCUGGAGUCAAUGCCGCUGCCGCUGACUUAGAUGCCGAGGUAGACCGCGACAGCUUUGGGAGUGUUGAAAUUGCACCCGCAAUAUUAGAAGCAGAAUAUUCUGACCUUUCUCCUGACAACAGUGACAUCGAAGGAGAAAGUAGAGGGUAUUAUUAUAGAGGAGAAGAUGGACAGUUGUAUUGGCAUUGUUACUCUGAUGAGGAGAAUUGAUGUAAGAAUUAUCAUUUUCUGGAAACUAAUUUAGGCUUAUCAUAUUUCCUGAUGUUAUGAAUUACCUACAUGAAUUUUUUCAUAUAUUAUGUACAUUUUUUAGAGAAGCACGAUGAAGGUAUGCAACCAGUGACAUUUUUUGCAUUCAAAGUGUAUAAAUACAGUUUUUAUAAAAUAAGGCUAUGUAAAUUGUAAAUACUAUACCUAUGAUUUCUUUUCAUUUCCUAAUACGUAAUAAUUGACUAAAUUGACCAUUACAAAUGGAAUAAUAAUUAGUGUUGUUGUUUGGCUUUUCAAUUAUGCACUGACUUGUAAGAUACCUAUCUAUAGCAUUAAAAAUACAUAAUCCGAUUGAUUGUUACAGAAA